AUAAAGAAUUCACAUUAAGGGUACACGUGUAUACAUGCACAAAUUUUACUGUUAAAUUGUGCAAGCAUAAGAUAGUGGGUCAAUCUACCUUUACUGGGUGGGAUUUAAAGUCAAUAAGGAAGCAAAAAACGUUUAUCUCCCAACCUUCCGAUGGCUGCCAUGACACUUAAAAUGUUAAUGCAUGAUUCCUCAUAAAUAAUAUGGCGACCUCCCUUCCAGUCACAGCCCAGCAUUAUUUGGAAUGUGGUACUGAAGACUGUGAAAAGAACUGCCAGUUUUACUGCAAUCAUUGUCACCAACCAAUGUGUGAACAAUGCAGAGAUGAACAUCAGAAGAGUCCAGAUACCAAGAACCAUGAAGUAGUUCCCUUCCUACAGCGCAAACGCCAUCUUCCUGUGGACAAAUGCAAGCUCCAUCCAACUCGAAAUGCAGAUAUUCUAUGCAAUGAAUGCAACAUUCCUCUAUGUUCAAAGUGCACAACCAUGGAGGAACACUUCGGCCAUAAAUUUGUUGAUAUGGAGGACAUUGAUGCAGAAAAGUUUGCAUUUUGUUUAGAAGAAAUCUCAAAAAUCCAAGAAUAUUUCCUUCCAACAUCAAAAGAAUUGAAAACAGAGACAGUUGAAGAUGGCAGAGAAGGAAAGAAAAUCAUGGAUGGUAUUAAAAACUCCAUAAAGGCAGAAGCAAAGCCUCUGAAAGACCUGGUAGAUAAGGUGACAUCUGACAAAUUGGAACAAGCCAAUACCAUAGAAAAGUCAUUACUUACAGUAUUAAAACAACAGGAAAAAACAUACGAUGAUUACAAUAAGUUUCUUGAAAAACUUUUAAAAGAGUUUCAUGGCUACCUCCCUUUAAGCAAUUUCAAAGUUUUAUUAUCUGCAAAAUUUGAAAAUUCAAAAAUCCAAUCUAUACCAGAGACAACUAAACCAGUCCCACCAGUGUUUACUGCUGGUCAAUUUACCUAUGAUGAAGUCAGCAAGUUACUUGGAAAUAUAGAUGUCCCAAACAUUAAACCUGAUAAAAGGAAAAUAAAACCCAUGGCUACUUCAUCAACACAGUUGAAACCUACAGGGAAAGAGAUGAAGCAAGAUAAAGAGAAAUCAGACGUGAAACAAACACUGUCUCUGUCUUCCUCUGUCACCAAGGUCAGGGAGUACAAAGUACCAGGUGUUAAAAGUGUAUGUCAUAUAUCACUGGGUAAAUCAGGCAGACUCUGGGCCAGUGAUGAGCGUGGUAACAUUGUCCAAACAGAUCUAGAAGGGAAUCUGCUACAGAAGAUACAAAACACUGGUAAAGUUGAAGGCUACCACACAGUCACAUUGGGCGGGAAUUUGAUCUAUACCGACAGAAAGAACAAAGUCAUCAAUAGGAUAAAACAGGAUAAUACAAUCAUUGAAUUUAUUAAAACAGGAGACUGGACACCACUCAGCAUACACUCCUCCCACAUCAACGGGGACAUACUGGUGGGGAUGAUUAAGGGUAGAGAGGCUAAAGUCACCAGGUACAACAGGACAGGGGAAGAAAUACAGAACAUACAGAGAAAAAACAAAGGACAGGGACUGUAUAGUUAUCCACACUACAUCACAGAAAACAUCAAUAGUGAUAUCUGUACAUCAGACUCUAACAAACAAGCUGUAGUGGUGGUGAAUAAAUCAGGACAACACAGGUUCUCUUACACAGGUCAGGGGUCAAAGUUUUCUCCCUAUAGUAUCUGUACUGAUCUCCUCGGUCACAUCAUUGUUUGUGAUGGUUAUUUUCUGAAAGAUAACACAGUUAACACCCUGGAUCCAGAUGGUCAUUUCUUAUUUUUACUAUUCACACCACAAAAAGGUAUAGAGCAUCCCUGUGGUCUGUGUGUAGAUGAUGAAAACAAUCUCCAUGUGGGACAAGAUAUCACCAACACAGUGACAGUGUACAAGUAUCUACAGUGAUUCUCUCUAUAUAUGUCACACAUAUCAGGCAUCAAAUCUGAAUAAAUGUAAUCUUUCUAGUAUAAAAAUACAUCAUGUAAAUAAGCUUAUUCUCUUAAAUUGUUCUGUAACUUCUAAAAUCUUCCAGACCAUAUUGUAUACCAGUAUCAUGAGUGUAUACUUUGUUCUGUUCAUUUCUUUUAAAUGCAAUAGUUUUUUGGUACAUGUACAGUAUCUCUAUAAUGUACAUUUUCUAUGAAAAAAUAUUUUCAGUUUUGAGAAUAAACAAGGAAUUCUUAUAUAUGUGUCAUAAAGAGUUCCUAAAUGACAUAUUCCAUUACUUGUAAUUAAAUUAAUUGCUUUGUUGUUU
Molecule: messenger RNA, 2277 nt
Organism: Magallana angulata
Lineage: Eukaryota; Metazoa; Mollusca; Bivalvia; Ostreida; Ostreidae
Exons: 2
Coding region: 201-1928 (575 amino acids)
Molecular function (GO): zinc ion binding
Source: RefSeq, a predicted model, not a curated record